Molecule: messenger RNA, 2483 nt
Organism: Benincasa hispida (wax gourd)
Lineage: Eukaryota; Viridiplantae; Streptophyta; Magnoliopsida; Cucurbitales; Cucurbitaceae
Source: RefSeq, a predicted model, not a curated record
AAAAUAAAAUUAGAAAAAAAGAGAGAAAAAAAAUACCAUGAACUACAACACUCUCCGUAUCUCAUUCUCGUCUUUUCCAUUGUUGAAAACACUCCCCAAUUCUUCCUCUCUGAAACCGGCGACCCAAAUCGCCGCGAAAUCUGCUCACCGUCGAACCUUUAUCAUGAAUUCUAGCUCGAAGCUCGAUUCUAGAUCGUCGUCGUCGUCGACGUGUCUAGUUCCAGGGCUAGAAUCGGAGGAGAUGGAUAGAAUUGCGGAACAAAUGUACCGGCGCUAUUCGUCUUCUUCGUCUUCAGGGAUCAAGAGAGGAAAAGGAGUGGCCAUUGUUUGGUUCAGAAAUGACCUCCGUGUGCUGGACAAUGAAGCCCUGUAUAAGGCCUGGAUUUCGUCCGAGGCUGUGUUGCCGGUGUAUUGUGUUGAUCCUAGACUUUUUGGUUCUACCUGCUACUUCGGUUUUCCUAAAACUGGAGCAUUGAGAGCUCAAUUUAUUGUUGAAUGCUUGGCUGACUUGAAAAGGAAUUUAACGAAACGAGGCCUUAACUUGCUUAUUCAACAUGGGAAGCCUGAAGAAAUUCUCCCUUCUCUUGCAAAAGCUCUUGGUGCUCACACAGUUUAUGCUCAAAUGGAAACUUGUAGUGAGGAACUAUACGUUGAAAGAAUGGUGACCAAAGGCCUCAAAACUGUGGUGCUAUCACCAACCUCAGAGAAGUCUGCUAAGUCAAGUGCUGCUAGAAGCCCUACUUUUCAACUUGUUUGGGGCACCACCAUGUACCACAUAGACGACCUUCCAUUUGACACCAACAGUUUGCCUGAUGUCUACACACAGUUUCGUAAAUCUGUUGAAGCAAAAUGUGCAAUCCGAGAUUGCAUUAGACUUCCAGCUCUUCUUGGGCCUCCUGCAAGCAUCGAUAAUUGGGGAUCUGUUCCCUCACUUGAUAAGCUUGGGCUUCAACCUCCAAGUGUUGUUAAGGGCAUGAGGUUUAUUGGGGGUGAGAGCGCAGCUCUCUCCAGAAUUUAUGAGUACUUCUGGAAAAAGGAUUUACUACGGAUCUAUAAGGAAACAAGAAAUGGGAUGUUAGGACCUGACUAUUCCACAAAAUUCUCUCCAUGGCUUGCUUCAGGAAGCAUUUCACCUCGUCUCAUUCAUGAAGAGGUAAGGAGAUACGAGAGGGAAAGGGAAGCAAAUCAAUCUACUUACUGGGUUUUGUUUGAAUUGAUAUGGAGGGAUUACUUCAGGUUUCUUUCAGUCAAAUAUGGCAAUUCUCUUUUUCAUCUAGGUGGCCCAAGAAAAGUGGAGUUGAAAUGGAAUCAAGACAAAAAUUUGUUUGAAUCCUGGAGAGAUGGAUGUACAGGGUACCCUCUAAUAGAUGCUAAUAUGAAAGAAUUAUCAACAACUGGGUUCAUGUCAAAUCGAGGACGGCAGAUAGUAUGUUCCUUCCUUGUUCGAGAUAUGGGUAUAGACUGGCGUAUGGGAGCUGAAUGGUUUGAGACAUGUCUUCUCGAUUAUGACCCUUGCUCCAAUUAUGGAAAUUGGACAUAUGGAGCUGGUAAUUCGAUUCCCUUCCAACAUAUGGUAACUUUGUGCUUAAAUUCCCACAACCUCUAUGAACAGGAGUUGGGAAUGACCCAAGAGAAGAUCGUUACUUCAGUAUCCCCAAGCAAGCACAGACAUACGAUCCCGAGGGUGAAUACGUGGCGUAUUGGUUGCCUCAGCUACGAAUGUUACCCAAAGACAAGAGACACUUCCCAGGAAAAAUGUUGUACAUUGAACAAGUCGUUCCUUUGAAGUUUGGGAAUCCUGGAAAGCCUCAAAGCCAAGAUUCUGCAAGAAGAAAAAACUUUGGGGGGAAACAAGCAAAGGACUUCAGAAGAUAACACAACACUAUUCUCAAAAAAUCAAAUAAAAGAUGACGCUAUUUUAGGAAAGUAAGGUAUGAUCAAAAUUCAUAACCCCUUAUCUUCAUUCAACAAACACCAUUAUAUCUUUUCUUGUUCAAAAGUUAAAAAGUAAACCUGAGGAAGCUUGUGUGUAUUUUUUCUUACCUUCUCUUAGGUUUGAUUCUUUGAUCCUUUAGAAACUUCUUCAGGGCAAGGUUUAGUUUCGGGUUUGACCAUUGCUCGUGAGCUUACCGUUCACACGAGAAGGAAUCGUUGGAAUGAAAACAUGGCUAGAGAAAUCCUCCACAAUUGGUGGUAGGAGUGCUGCUUCAAGAUGUUCUUCUUUCCUUAUAUUUUUUUGGGAUCCUUUUGUUCUCAAAAAGGAAAAGGAAAGAAAAGCCUCUACCACUAACACUAUUAUACAGGAAAAGAUAUGGUUUUGUUCACUGGAGAAGAAUGCAACAUAGAGCGUGUACAUCUUUAUGAAGGUGAUAGGUACAAGUGAAACUAUCAACUUCAUUCUGUUGUAUUUUAUGAUUAUGUUACAAAAAAACGACAAACGAAGAGAAUCAAAUACUUCAAUUUAGUUUGAUAUAAGAAACUAA